GUUGUGUAACGUGCACGUGAAGCAGUAUGAAAAUCAAUCGGUUUUCUUCGACCAAGCAGACGAUAUGGCUUUAUGUCGCAGGUCCAUCUUUAGGAGUGAUCGCACUAAUCACGUUAGGUUUAAUAACUUGGAAAUUACGUAAAAAAAUCAAGAACUGCUGUAAGGGGUCACCAAAAGAAGAAUCGACCGAAAUAUCAUCUACACGUUCUGUUGUUGUUGAAGUUAAUGAUGACAUACGGAAUAAAGGACCUCAACCAAAAAUGCUAGAAAACCUUGGAAACACAUGUUACAUGAACGCUAUACUCCAGACUUUAGCUUGGUGCCCUUACCUGGAAAAUGAGCUUGAAAAGUUAGAAUUGAACGAAAAAUGUGAAAUGACAAACAGUAUUUUGCGGCUUUUGAAGUACACGCAUUCUGAAGAACCAAAACAGUUCGAUCCUAAUGAAGUGCUUCAUAUUGCUAGGGAAAAAAACAACAGAUUUGAAGGGAAUAACCAACAGGACUGUUUUGAGAUGUACAAUACAAUUAUUGAGACUAUGACGAAUGAAAUUAGGGCGUUACAAGAGGUAAAUUGUCAUCAGGAAUUGUCCUAA
This is a messenger RNA of Mytilus trossulus (common blue mussel), 593 nucleotides long. RefSeq names its product ubiquitin carboxyl-terminal hydrolase 30-like. NCBI's taxonomy places the organism in Eukaryota, Metazoa, Mollusca, Bivalvia, Mytilida, Mytilidae. The transcript has 7 exons. Gene Ontology annotation, molecular function: cysteine-type deubiquitinase activity. The record is from RefSeq and is a predicted model, not a curated record. Gene Ontology annotation, biological process: protein deubiquitination. The coding region runs from base 27 to 593 and encodes 188 amino acids.